This is a messenger RNA of Vicia villosa (hairy vetch), 3293 nucleotides long. RefSeq names its product multiple RNA-binding domain-containing protein 1-like. The transcript is spliced from 15 exons. The coding region runs from base 408 to 2843 and encodes 811 amino acids. The record is from RefSeq and is a predicted model, not a curated record. Lineage: Eukaryota; Viridiplantae; Streptophyta; Magnoliopsida; Fabales; Fabaceae. Gene Ontology annotation, molecular function: RNA binding.
CAAUCAAUAUUUAGGGUUUCUCCCUAUCUUUGAAUACUAAAUAUUUAGGGUAUGUUUGGAUUGAUAGAAUAGGGUGGAAUGAAGCGGAAUGGAAUGAAAUAAGUUUAUCUUCCAUUGUUUUCAUCAUUUUUUUUUACCUUUCGAUUUGGGCGGAAUGAAAAAAUUACUCUAUUUUAUCACGAAGUAUCCAAAUAAUAGAAUGACGUAUUUAUUCCAUUCCACUCCAGUUCCGCUCUAUUUCAUCCCGCUCUAUUCCGCUCCGUACUUUUUAUUGUAUCCAAACAUAGUUAGGGUUUCUCUAAUAAAUAAAUAUUAGAUUAUCAAUGGAACUUUUGUAUAAUGAUAGUUGAUUCUUUUAUUUUUUACAGACAUUGUCUACUAUACUUUAGAAGCAUCGGAUCGGAGGCAUGUCUAGGAUAUUUGUGAACAAUUUGCCUAAAUAUGUUGCGGAGGAUCGACUUAGAGAAUUCUUUUCUCAGAAAGGAGAAAUAACUGAUGUCAAUCUGCCUACCAAGAACGGAAAAAGUCGCCAAUUUGCCUAUAUUGGCUUUCGGACAGACCAGCAAGCUCAGGAAGCCAUUCAAUAUUUUAAUAAAUCUUACCUUGACACCAGAAGAAUUACCUGUCAGUUGUCUCUGAAACGCAGUGAUGCAAAUCUUCCACGUCCGUGGAGUCGGCAUUCAACAAAGGAGGGCAAUAAAGUGAUCACCCCAAAUGCAAAAGAUCAUGCUAGAGCUAAAGGGCAAGAAGACAAUGCUAAGGACAUUGAUGACCCCAAGCUUCAAGAUUUUCUUCAGGUCAUGCAACCUCGCGCAAACUCUAAGCUCUGGGGAAACGAUACUACAAUUGUAUCCAACGAUGCUAACAACCAAACAACAUUGAAUAAAGAGACUCAUGGUACAUCAAUUGCAAACCAUCCUAUCUUAAGCGAUGCACAAGCAGUUGAUGAUAAAGUAAUGACUGAUAUGGAUUAUUUCCAGAGUAGAGUGAUAACAGAGUGGUCUGAUUCUGUAAGCAGCGAUGAUGAAAAUAACAUUGACAACAGUCAUUCAGAAUCUGCUGAUGACGAUGACAAAGAUAACCGUUGUCAUGGUAGUGAACGUGAAGAAGAAGAUUGUGGUAAUAACCCUUCAGAAAGAAACCCGAGAAGUGGUGCUCAAGAGUUAGAUACUUUUGGAGAGGAUGUUGCCAACGAUAAGUUUCAAGUGAGUGCAACUGAGGAUAAGAAAGAAGUUUCUGAGGCAUAUCGACUGUUUGUCCGUAAUCUGCCAUACACGACCACGGACGAGGAGCUGGAAGAGCAUUUCAGUCAGUUUGGUGGUUUCUCACACGUUCAUUUAGUUGUUGAUAAGGAAACAAACCGAUCCAAGGGAAGGGCUUAUAUUCAUUUCACAGCUCCAGAUUCUGCAGCCAGGGCGUUACAAGAGUCGGACAAUUCAAUCUUCCAAGGGAGAUUAUUACAUGUUAUGCCAGCUAUACAAAGACCUUCAAGCAAUGAAAAGAAAAAUGUUUCCAAGGACCAAGGAACAAAAACUCUCAAACAGCGAAGACAACAAGAGAGGAAAGCAAGUGAAGCUAGUGGAGAUACCAGAGCAUGGAAUAGUCUGUUUAUGCGCCCUGAUACAAUUGUAGAAAAUAUUACUCGGAAAUAUGGUGUUAGUAAAAGUGAUUUACUGGAUCGAGAAGCUGAUGAUCCUGCUCUAAGUAUUGCUCUGGGAGAAACACAAGUGAUUUCAGAAACAAAAAAUGCAUUUAAAAAAGCUGGAGUAAACGUGGAAGCUUUGGAGGAGCUUGCGAAGGGUAAAGUUGAUGGCAUUACAAGAAGUAACAAUGUAAUUUUAGCGAAGAAUCUGCCCUAUAGCGCUACCAAAAAUGAACUUGCAAAGAUGUUUGGGGAAUUUGGUAGUUUGGAUAAAAUAAUUCUCCCCUCCACAAAAACAUUGGCCCUGGUUGUUUUCCUUGAAGCAGCAGAAGCUAAAGCUGCUUUUAGAGGUUUAGCUUACAAGCGUUACAAGGAUGCUCCCUUAUACUUGGAGUGGGCUCCUUCCAAUGUUCUUAGCGACAACGAGAUGAAUAGUGGAAUUGGUGAAAAGGAUGUCAAGCGACAGAUGCUGGAGCAAGAUGUGGAAAGAAUAUCCGAUGUGGAAAUUGAUCCAGACAGAGCUCGGUCCGUGUUUGUCAAGAACCUAAGUUUCAAGACAACAGAAGAGGGUUUGAGGAAACAUUUCAGUGAACACAUGAAAGAGGGGAAAAUUUUGAGUGUCAAGGUGAAGAAGCAUUUGAGAAAUGGAAAAAAUGUUUCUAUGGGGUAUGGAUUUGUUGAGUUUGACUCCACAGAGACUGCUACAAGUGUUUGCAGCGAUUUACAGGGGACUGUUUUGGACGGUCAUGCUCAUAUUUUACAACUUUGUCGUGUCAAGAAUGAUGCUAAAGUAGAAAAGAGAGUUGAGAAAAACAAGAGUUCAACUAAGUUGCUUGUGAAAAAUGUUGCUUUUGAGGCAACAAAGAAGGAUCUGAGACAAUUGUUUAGUCCGUUUGGGCAGAUUAAAAGUUUAAAAUUGCCGAUGAGGUUUGGAAAGUAUAGAGGCUUUGCUUUUGUGGAGUAUGUAACCCAGCAGGAGGCACAAAAUGCUCUUACAGCUCUCUCCAGCACCCACUUGUAUGGCAGACAUCUUGUGAUAGAGAGAGCGGAAGAAGGUAAAAGUUUGGAGGAACUGCGGGCUCAAACUGCAGCUCAAUUUAAUCAACAUAGCGGAUAUCAAUAUGCUAAUAACUUAUCCAAGAAAAGGAAAGCCAUCGGUAUGGUUGAUGAAGAAAACAUCAAGUUUGGAAGGUUUGAUUAGUGAAUAUAGAAAAAGUUUGAAUGGCAGUAGGAUAUAGUUUUCGGUUGAAAACCUGAAAAAAUGUUACCCUUGUUUUGGUAUUAUUAAAGACUCAAUUUAGAAGAGGUAUAUAUAUCACAACAUUUUUAUACCUGCUUAAAUCCCUCUUUGAAAUUCCACUUAAGCCUAUCAUAGGCUAUCUCAAGCUUUAGAUGGUCUAGGUUAAAUGCUACCACCAACAAUAUUGAUUUUUUUUAGUUAUCAUCCGUCCAUCAUCACCAAGGCAAAUCAAGUGUUGUGCUAACUCAUUUUGUGAUAAGUCGUUAAAUAUUUUAAAAAUAAAAUAAAAUCAUAAAAUCUUUUUGCAAACCAAACAUGGCUAAGAUGUAGGAGUGAGUAUAAAGAGAACAUGGUCAAGGCAGAGUACAAUAUUCUUUAAAUGGAAAUGAAUGCUGCAAAUAGAAAAUCUUA